AUGAGUUCUGACAACAUAAAGGCUUCGCGAAUUUUGGUGCGCAUUCUUGGGUCUUGUGGACUGUGGCCCAGCCAAGGCUCAUCCGGAUCCACGAAAUGGAUACCCGGAUGCAAACGCUUUCAGCCACUUGCGAUUCAUUUCAUUGUGACCUUUACCUUCACGGGCAUGAUGUGGAUCGAGGCUUUGGGAAGCGACGACUUCGAGCACUGCACCGACGUGCUUUUCAUCACGCUGACGAUGACGGGGCUGGUGGCUAAGAUUUUCAAUAACUGGCGUCACGCUCACAUUGCCCGCGAGCUGCUUCAGGAAUGGAGCACUAGCCGGCAGUUUGAAGUUCGAGCUGGGCAGGAGCGCGAUAUGUGGGAGCAUGAACAGCGCAGGUUCUCAAGAGUCGUGCUGUUAUACUGUUUCUGCAGUCUGGGCGUGGUGCCGUGCAUCUUCAUAUCGUCGGCGGUCAACUAUCCCAAUGAGCUGCCGUUUUGGGUGUGGGUGCCCUUUGACUGGCAGCAACCGGCCAAGUUUUGGUACCUUUUCGCCUAUGAACUUUUCGCUGUGCCAUUUACGUGCCUCUGCAACAUAACAAUGGAUCUGCUCAACUGUUACCUUAUGCUGUAUAUCUCCCUCUGCCUCCAAUUGCUGGGAAUGCGCAUGGCUGCACUGACUCCCGCAGUUCACGGGAACUCUGAGCGCCAGCUGUUCGCACAGCUCGUGGAGGUGAUUAGGCUUCACAGUCGCGUCAAGAGCCACGCCAAGAAGGUCCAAAUCUUCAUUUCGAAUAGCACGCUCAUUCAGAUCUUGCUCAGCGCCGUAAUACUGUGUCUCUCCAUCUACCGCUUGCAGAUGCUUAAUGUACUGCAGGCUCCGGGCAUGUUCGCAGCUAUGACGCAGUAUCUAUUCGCAAUGACCAUGCAAAUCUUUCUGCCCAGCGUUUAUGGCAACGAAAUUACCCACAACGCAGAUCAGUUGCCCAACGCGCUCUACAGUUGCCAGUGGCCGGACAUGUCGAAACGUAUGCGUCGUCUAAUACUCUGUUUUUUUAUCUACUUGAAUCGCCCGAUGGCCCUUAAAGCCGGUGGUUUUUUUGAAGUGGGUCUCCCACUUUUCACCAAGACCAUGAACCAAGCUUAUAGCCUUUUGGCCUUGCUUCUUAACGUCAACAGCAAAUAAAAGACGUUCGAUGUGAACGAGUCUU
Drosophila novamexicana is the source of this 1192-nucleotide messenger RNA. RefSeq names its product putative odorant receptor 71a (gene Or71a). Gene Ontology annotation, biological process: detection of chemical stimulus involved in sensory perception of smell; sensory perception of smell. Gene Ontology annotation, cellular component: plasma membrane. NCBI's taxonomy places the organism in Eukaryota, Metazoa, Arthropoda, Insecta, Diptera, Drosophilidae. Gene Ontology annotation, molecular function: odorant binding; olfactory receptor activity. The transcript is spliced from 3 exons. The record is from RefSeq and is a predicted model, not a curated record. The coding region runs from base 1 to 1167 and encodes 388 amino acids.